ACUAAACCUUUAAUGCCUCGUGGUGGUUGUUUGGACAUGUGACGUGAACCUACACACCGCAGGGAUCCAGUGAUUUGCCGAACAGAGGAUACAUCGCAGGUGGAUGAAAGAAUAAAACCAAGUGAAAAGAUGGCAAAGGCUUUGAGGAAAGUACCAGUGUGGGAGUAUUUUGUUGAAGUGUCACCAGGAAAGGCACAGUGUAAUAUCUGUGACAAAAUAAUCAGCAUGGGCUCAGCUACAUCUUCAGGUAAAAAUACCACCAACCUGUGGAGUCACCUUAAGCAUGUCCAUCCAGAAGCCAGUGAAGAAGCUAAAAAGAAAAAAGACACAAAAGACCCUUCUCAACCCUCAGUAUCCCAACUUUUUGACAAAAAAACAGAAUGGAAGAAUACAGAUCCAAGGUCUGUCAGGAUUGAUGCAGCUGUCACAGAAAUGAUUGCUGUUGACAACCAACCAUUUUCAGUGGUGUCAGACAUCGGAUUUAAAAGGCUUGUGACCCUUAUGGAACCAAGGUACAGGAUUAAAGAUGAAAAAUUCUACAGAACAAAAAUGCUGGAUGAAACGUAUUCCAGAGUUUUGACCAAAGUAAAAAGUCUAGUGAAACAGGACAAAGCCCCUUUCAUGGCCUUUACAACUGAUUGCUGGUCUGGUACCACCGAAUCCCUGAUGAGCCUAACUGGCCAUUUCAUUUCUGAAGACUGGUCCAGAAUGCAAGUGAUGCUCAAUGUCAAGCCAAUGACUGGAUCACACACAGGCAGUUAUAUCCAAGAAACAUUCCUCAAAAUGUUAGAAGAUUGGGAUAUUGCACCAGAGCGUGUAGUUCUUGUCCUAAGAGAUGGAGGAGCAAACAUGGUAAAAGGAAUGACUCUAGCUGAACUACCUCAUGUAAGCUGCACUGCUCACACCCUUCAGCUCAUUAUCAAUGAUGGUCUAUCUAGUCAGAGAGCUGUCCUGGAUAUUAUUGGUAUUUUGAAAAACUGUGCAACUCACUUUGGGCACUCUGUACUGGCCAAACAGAGGCUAAAGACCAUUCAGGAGGAGCUGGGCCUUCCAGUGCACACCAUCAUCCAGGCAGUUCAAACUCGGUGGAACUCAACACUUCACAUGCUGCAGAGAAUGUACGAACAGAGACGGGCACUGAACGUUUAUGCUGGUGAACACGGCCAUAUCUCCUGCUUAUCUGCUUCACAGUGGGACAUUGUCUGUAACUUGAUUGACACGCUGACUCCUUUAGAAGAGAUCACAUUGGAGAUGAGCCAUUCUGAGUCAUCAGCAGCAUGCAUUAUCCCCAGUGUAUCUGUUUUAAAGCUGAUGCUGCAAGCAGAGGGUCCAUACACGGGGGGGAUUAAAACAUUACGCAAGACAAUGCUAGACAGCCUGUCAAAGCGAUUCUCUAAGGCAGAGGAAACAAAAUGUUUGGUCCUAGCAACUCUCCUUGAUCCUCGAUACAAGGGCCAUGCCUUUGCCUCAGAAAUAACACUGCAAAAUGCAAAACUGUGGCUACAGCAGGAAGCUGAAGAGCAUGGUGCACCCAGAGAAGAACGUCCGAGCUCUACUGCAGAAACACCUGAAGGGGAUGAGGGUUCAGAAUCAGAUCCUGAGGCAAAGAAGCAGAAAAUGCAUCAGUCCACCUUACUGGACACACUGUAUGCCAAGGUCCUUGGAGCCACAGCUAUUUCUAAGGGGCUGUACAGCUUUGAAAGUGAGCUUGAAUGCUAUUUGUUGGAGCCUGUCAUUGAACGUGGUGACAAUCCUCUGCAGUGGUGGCAGAAAAAUGAAGUGCGGUUUAAAACACUUGCACCAAUGGCCAAGAAAUUCCUGUGCCCCCCACCAUCCACUGUGCCAAGUGAAAGAGUGUUCAGUGAGGUGGGCAUAAUUUAUGACUCCAGGAGAAGCCGACUGACUGGACAUCAUGCUCAGCAACUGUGCUUUUUGCACUAUAAUUUAAAAAGUCUGAAGUUUGAGUAUUAA
Molecule: messenger RNA, 1971 nt
Organism: Paramisgurnus dabryanus
Lineage: Eukaryota; Metazoa; Chordata; Actinopteri; Cypriniformes; Cobitidae
Source: RefSeq, a predicted model, not a curated record